This is a messenger RNA of Tetranychus urticae (two-spotted spider mite), 7349 nucleotides long. RefSeq lists its product as uncharacterized. Gene Ontology annotation, molecular function: RNA-directed RNA polymerase activity. NCBI's taxonomy places the organism in Eukaryota, Metazoa, Arthropoda, Arachnida, Trombidiformes, Tetranychidae. The record is from RefSeq and is a predicted model, not a curated record. Gene Ontology annotation, biological process: siRNA processing. Gene Ontology annotation, cellular component: nuclear RNA-directed RNA polymerase complex.
CACGACCACGACCACUACCACGGCCACGACCACGAGCCGAACCAGAUGUCGAAGGAUCAGCACUUGAAUCGUAAGCCUGUGAAGUACGACCAGCUCCUGAUCUCGUUGCAACCAUAGUUUAAAAACAGUUUCACUGCUGUUGUCAGCUUUUUUCAACUUUUUAAAAUAAACACAAUGUUCAAGUGACUAAGUAACUAAACAACAAAGUCAUCGCUGUAAUUUAUGAUGCUUCCAAAUGAAAUAUCAAAUAUUAACUGACGACGCCAAAGGUACAAAGCCGAUAAAUAAGACGUAUCCUGAGAAAACCAGGUUAAUCUCAAAACAUUACAUUUACCAAUUAAAUCUCGAGAAAUAGGACCACAGUAAACAUUAAAUUUAGUUCAUUUUUGUGAGGAAUUAAUUUAACAUUUAAAUCACUUAAUUGUGAUGCUGCUUGAGUACUGAAAUGAGAGACAAAACAGUCUCCAUUAACGAUGGUUCCAAAUGCAAAGUUACAUUGGAUUUACGAUUUGAUGCUUCAAACGAUUUACCCAAAUAGUAUCAUUGAUGUUGUAGACUUGAUGGUUAAUGUAAUAAACCAUAUUUGGUGAUAAUACAAUAGCUAUUGCUGAAUGAAGCACAUCGCCAUUGUAUGCAUUAUUAGAUCAUUUAUUGAGAACCAAGAGAGUGCUUGGGACAGAACCUUAACCGAAAGGUUCAAUUAAAAACAAAAAAAAACGGUUAUUCCGAAGUCUUUCGAUCCUUGAUUGAGAUUUACCCCGAAUUGUUAAACUUUCAAUCUAGAUUCUAUCUCGUUCAGUCCCUUAGCUUUCAGUUAAUGAUCUAAUAUCCCAAUUCCCUUCCCUUAUAUUAAUGUAUCCUGACAUUGAAAACAAAAUAAAAUAAAAUAUUUGCAUGAAUAUUACGGUAUUUUCUGAAUUUUUCCCUCUGCAUUAUACGCCAAUCUUUACUUUAAAAAUUUCACAUUGUUGGUCUUCACAAAAGUCAACGUCACAAUUGUCUCUCUGGCAUUUUGUUUCUUACCUAAUUGCUUAGUGACAAUAUACAAACAACUCCAUUUUAAAAUCUAAAUCUUGAUUCGAUUAUACAGUUAUCGAUUAUUGUAGUUAACUCGAAUAGUAGUUUAACGUUUCUUGAAUCAGGGUAGAUACAAUUGAAUCUUGUUCAACAAUUUUCCAUACAUUGGUUUGCAUUUUUAUCCAAUUAAUAGAGCGAGCCACUGAGACACUAAAAACAUUUUAACAGAGCUUAAAAAGAUGAUGUAAUUUAGUCGUUUGUUACAAGAUAUUAUAAUAUCAAAAAAAAUAAUUUACUUUUUCUAGUAUGAGUCACUUCCCUGCUACAUUACUGUCUGACAAGUCAUGAGUCUACUCAUUGAGUCAAUCAUCUACUUUUUUACCGCCAAAAAUUAAACUGGUUAAAGAUGUCUGCAUUUUUAUUGCUGUAUCAGUUAUCUGGAGUUGCUCAGAAAGUAAUCUCUCAGAUAUUGACCAGUUAGUUUUAAGCUCACGUUAGCUUUUAAAUCUUUUUUAGUAGACUUGAGUUUUAACCGGUUUUACAAAAUUUAUGUUUUAAAUCUCAAUUUUUCCGUGUAACUGCGAGUGUUUAUUUAGGCAAAGAUGUGACACUUGUUCACUACACUUCUCGGAUUUUGUUGAAUCUAGUUUAAAAUUCGUUUCCAAAGAAAAGCUAAAAAGUAACUUGAACCAGGAUCUUGGUAACCCAAAGAAAAGGGCAAAUCUUAUCUUUCAAUGCUUUAUUAGUGUCUUUGAUGUACCAGUUUUAGACAACUUUUUAUUGCUUUUGUUAUUCCUAAUCAACAUUGGAUCAUCAACAACGAUAAGGACAAUCAACUCUCAGUGAUCACUGAUCAGCGCAUUUUAAGCUCAGCAACCUGGAAUAAAUCAACAUGCCAUUGAGGCCAGAAUCUCAGUUUCUUCCCUUCAAUUUGGAAAUGAUAUUGACUGGUAACAGAAAAGUUGAUACUGAUUUUAGUGAAUUAUUGAAACUUUUAUCAUCUUUAUUUGCGCCACUUUACCUACGACAUGUAGAGAUAAUGUCAAUAACUCAUUCUUCACCCAUGUUUUAUUUGGAAAAUGGAAAUUUUGUUUCUCGUGCUCCGUGUUCGUUUGGGACUAGAAGGAUUGAUUUUUGUUCUCAUGGACCCAAUCCGAUUCUAUGGGCGGGUAAAAUUGAACUUGUGCAGAGAAAGCUUCAGGAAAUGGACUACCUUUUACGAAACUUGAGUGCUAAGUUGCGUCCUGAGCUACAAGUUGAUCUAAUUUGGCGAUUUACUAAUGAUUCUUCUUUAGCUUUCCAACAAUUAGUUGGAGUUGCUCCUUUUGAUUAUAAAAGGGCUCGUAUUGAACUCAACACUUCAUCAUUUGCUUUUGGUACCAUUGUUAAUGGAAAUCAUUUUGUAUCACAUUUCCAAAGUAACCUGACAGAACAAGAAAGCAUCUUUAUGAACACGAUGCCAAUCAAUGAGAAACACGUUCAUUUAAAUCACACCAGUGAGCUGCUUGAGCUACAAUUUCGAGUUUGUUCAUUUCGCAUGUGUGAUUAUUGGGGUCAAGAAUUUCAACUUCGAUAUGGUUAUAAUUCAAUUGAAAAAGUUACCAUAUGUAAGAAAACUAAAGAGAUUGUGAUCCUUUACUUUCAUCUGACUCGACCGCCUAAAAUUUACACGGAUAGAUAUCAUCUCGAUCCAAACGUUGUUUACAUUGAUAAACAAGUUGCUGAUGAUGGCAGUGGUAGGGAUCGCUGGACAAGAUGGCAUGAUUGCUUUUUGAUUUCUCGAGAUAUUGUGGGUAAAUCAAAUGUUCUCAAAUUGGAAAUACAUUCAAACACCUCUCAAAGGUUCCAAGCACCUCUGUCUGCGCUCUAUGCUUGGAGACGGUUCAGCCCUCUCGAUAUGAGCUUUGCACCUGUAUAUGAAACUUCAUUUCGUGGAUACCAAGAAAAUUUUCCUGCAAAUUUACCUGAUGAUGUAAAUUAUGGAUUAGAUUGUCUUACUUGUUUUGACUUCAGCUUUCGCAAUGAUCUGGAAUUUAAUAAUGGAGAUGCGAGUCUUUUCAACGCAUUUAUUCGUCAACAAGUUAGCUUAUCCAAAACUGGGCAGAUUGUUGAGAGUUUACACAGAUUGUUUUCAAGUUAUCGAUCUGGUAAAGUUCAUCGUGCUUAUGAAUAUUUCAAAUGGAUUUUCGAUCGAGUUUGUCGUGAGUGGGAAACUAUUAAAAAAAUGAGAGAUCGCCAAUUAUCGAAGACUAAAUUUCUCAGAAGAUGCAUCAUUACUCCAACUCGAGUGUUACCCCUUCCAUCGUGUCCAUUCCAAAGCAGCCAUUUUCUUGAAGCUAUUAAUGCAGAUUAUGCAUUAAGAGCUUUAAUUCGGGAUGAAGACUUUUCUAGUCUCAGCUAUGCCGUUUCGGUUACACACUAUGACUCCUCUACACCCAGGAGAAAGCCCAAUCCUAAUCACCCCAAUUACCGUCCAAAUUGUCGAGAAUACUUUUUGAGAAAGGUGAUUGAGGAUCGCCUAAUUGGUAAUGUAAAUGGCCUGCAAAUUGCUGGCCGUGUUUAUCAGUAUUAUGGAGCUUCAUCAUCUCAAUUCAGAGAAGCUGGAAUGAUGUUGUAUGCAAGAGAUAAUUUAGGACGAACUGCACAGUCCAUCAGAUGCUCGUUGGGAGUAAUUAAUGAAAAAUCAGUCGCUAAAUACGCAUCCAGGGUUGGCUUGAGUUUAAGUCAAGUCUUUGGUUUUGUAACCCUACCUCCAGGGACUCAGAUUUAUAUUAUGUCUGAUGUUUGCGGAGGUUGCCAUUCACAAACUGGAAAACCUUAUAAUUUUACUGACGGUUGUGGAGCGAUAUCCACACAAAUGGCAUAUUAUAUUUGGCAAAAACUGAAGUGCGAUGGAAUUAUGAAUGCUGAAACUACUGAAGAAUUCAUGCCUUCAGCUUAUCAGAUUAGAUUCAUGGGAACGAAAGGAAUGGUUUGCAUCGAUAAGAAACUAGAGGGAAUGACUAUAGUUAUUCGUGAAAGCAUGCGCAAAAUGAAAGCCCCUAAAAGUGAUCUUGGUAUUUUAAAAAUAAGUGAACCUCGAAGGGCCUACCUUAAUGCUCCCUUCAUAACGAUCUUGAAUCAAAUUGGACUUUCAACCGAGUUUUUCAUGAAACUAGUGAUAGAAACUAUCGUAAAUUUGAUUGCUUCAUUUGAUGAUAACGAUACUGCAGUUUCUGCAUUGGAGAUGUUUGGUUCACUUCAUCGUCUGAUAAAUUAUAAAAAGUUGGCUAGAGCUGGUUUCCAAUUGCAUCAUGAUCCGUUUUUCCGAUCAAUUAUCAUUCUGAUAUUCAAUCAAGGAUUGGAUAUAAUUAAAAGAAAAGCCAGAAUUCCAUUGAAGAUGAAAGAUGCUCGAACAAUGUUUGGAGUGUGUGACCCCACCAUCAACCGAUUUUGUCAAAAACGUGUUGUAAGUUUCAAUUACAAUGGAGUUUGUGACACACCGACAUUGGGACCAAGCUUUGAAGCAUUAGGUCGAGGUAUUCUUAAAAAGGGAGAAGUUUUCGUUUGGCCUUCGGAUUUUGAGCGGCCAAUUACUGGAGAUGUGAUUGUAACGAAAUUUCCGUCCACUCAUUCUGGUGAUGUUCGGAGAUUAAUAGCCAUUGACUACAAAGAGCUUCAUCACAUCAAAGACUGCAUUGUAUUCCCAGUUGAUGGGAAUCGACCACAUUCCGAUGAAAUGGCUGGUUCUGAUUUGGAUGGAGAUGAGUAUUGCGUUAUUUGGGCCGACGAAUUCAAAAGAAUUUUCAUCAAACCUCCAAUGGAGUAUCCGGCUGGUCAAAAUGGUGCCGUUUGCGAUAACAUCACUGAAAGAGAAAUGGUUCGUUUUCAUAUGCGAUACCUGCAAGAGUGUGCCAUUGGUAAAAUUGCUAAAGCUCAUUUAGCAUGGUCUGAUCUUAAAGGUAUCGAUUCAGCUAAAUGUAAGAAGUUGGCUAUUAAAUAUGCUGGAGCAUUGGAUUUUGCUAAACAAGGAAUUGAAGAUGAAUACAGAUUUAGUAAAGAAGAUUUAUACCCAGAAGCUCCUGAUUUUAUGCAAAGACAUAAAUCAAAACCAAGCUAUCAUUCAAUACGAGCUCUUGGUGCUAUUUAUCAAGUUAUUUCCCAAUUUCAACUCUACUUGGCUGAUGAAAUUAAAGUUAAACAAGUAGUUAAACCAAAUAUUGACCUGAGAUUAGUACAUCCCCAAUGGGGAUUGUACGAAGACGCAGCGAUUUCAGCUUACGCAAAAUACGAAGCAAUUGUUGGAUACUUGUUACACCGUUGUGAAUUUGCAUCAGAAUCUGAAUUACUUUCUCAAAUAUUUGAGAAAAAUCGCCUCUUUCGACAAAAUUUUAGUGAAGGAGUCAGAGCUAAUGACUUUGAAGAUUCGUCUGUUUCUAUGGUUAAAAAGUUUCUUGUUCAAGAAAUGGAACGUGAUUUUGACAAUGAUAUAACAGCUGUCUCACCCGAAGACCUUAAUCAAGCUCGAAUGGCCAAAGCAUCGGCUUACUACAUGGUUACUCUCGAAAAGGCUAAAAACUCCAAGUUGAAAUGUUAUGGUCUUCCGUGGAUUGGACGCUACAGUGAAUGUUUUGUGCAGAUGUUGAACAAUAAUGUGAACGUCUCACAACCUCUAGUUGACUAUCAAAGAUUAAGUUAUAGACGAAUGGGAUUCACUGGGGAUGAUAAUGAGAUUGGAAAAUCGUGUGAUAAUACAUGGAACAAGUUGGAUUCUUGGAUUUGUCAAUUCUUUGCAAUGACAGAAGUUGUUCAGCGAGAUGAGCUUUACAAUCAAUUGCACAAAAUUUACCAGCGAGCCAUCAUUCCUUACUGUACUGGUGAACGAACUAACGAAAGUUCGGGUAAAAUUUUGUUGAAAAUUUUCAAUGACAUUCAAGAAGAUAAUUGUUGCGGACUUGAGAUACAAAGAACCAGUGGACUAUUCUCUAGCCAUCACAAUCCAAUGGGUCAAAUGGUAAUGGCAUUAUUAGAACAAGAACUUUCUAACAGCUUGAUUAGAGAAGAUGACAACUCAAUUGACAUUUUCACUAACCGAUGUUUUAAAGUUCGUAUCACUGAUGCAAGGAAUGGAGAGAUUUCAGUUCAUAAUCUUGUGGAUUUGCUAAAUGAACUGACUUUCAAAGCUGAAAUCACUCUUUUCGAUAAUGGUGAUGUUGAUUACAUUCCUUUGGCUGUUUAUGGGCCUCCAGCAUCUCUCAUGAUAGCUCAAAUUGCCGUUGGAAUUCACAAUCGCCUCUGUUCCCAACAAAUUGUACUUUAAGAUUCAAAGUUCGAACAUGUCUACCCUUACUGCUGACACUCACACUUAUACACAUACACGUAAAACGAUACUUACACUUGCUUGUUUAAUGCUGAUUGCUGAUUGAUUUCUCGAAACAAAGAACAAUAAGAAUAAUAGAAUCUCCAUUUCGAUUUAUUUAGCAGUUAAGAUGAUUGGCAAAAAAUUGGCAUUUCAUCAUGUUUAAUGACUAAUGCCUCAUAUUUUUACUGAUGACCUCAAUUUUGGUGACUCAUUCGUGAUUUUUAUCUUCAUUGUUGAAAGUAAAUCAUGAGAUCAUUCAAUGAGAUUAUGAGGCACCUAUUCAUCUACUUAAUAAUUGCACCUGAUUAAUUUGACACUCUUCAUCCUUUUGAUUCUUUCUCGAGGACAUUUGACAUGCAUUUCGCUGCUGAAUAGACCUGUGUAUAGUUUCCUUGUUGGUAGAAUCGAUUUGAAUCGGAAGAGUUUGGAGUAACUUUCUUAAUAAUUCAUGAAAAUAUUUUUAAUUUGCUUAUUUUAAAAUUACUUAGAAUGACAAUAUUGAUAUAUUUCUAUAAAAUGUCAUGCAUUUUCAUACUUAUUGCAAAAAAAUUUCUAAAUUGUUAAAUUAUCAUUGUCAGUAUUAACAAUUAAUGUAUUACAAGUACAGUCACCUACCUGAUACUGCACCUACCCAAUACUGCACAUAAAUUUUUCAAUGGUCCCUAUUAUGGGGGAGCUAUAUUAACUUUUGAAUCCAGUCGAAUUUCGAUUCGAUUUCUUUAAUUAUCAAUUGGCUUAAUUCAAUUUUCUUUCGUGAAAUUUUAAUCUAAAAACUCUGAAAAUCAGUUUAAAAAAACAUUUUUGCUUGAAAUUGAUCUAUUAAGGAAGAUUGAAAAUUAUGAAUUACGCUGCCCGACGAAUAGUGUAAAUAAGCUAUUUCGCGAGUGGUGCAGUAUCGGGUAGGUGACUGUAUAUGAAGCAUUUCAUGUUGGUAUUUUUUUCAUUCCUUCUUACAUCUCUUAAUUUGACAUUAAAUUCACAUUUUUUUUCA